Fusarium vanettenii 77-13-4 is the source of this 1101-nucleotide messenger RNA. RefSeq lists its product as uncharacterized. The transcript has 4 exons. The coding region runs from base 1 to 1101 and encodes 366 amino acids. The record is from RefSeq and is a predicted model, not a curated record. NCBI's taxonomy places the organism in Eukaryota, Fungi, Ascomycota, Sordariomycetes, Hypocreales, Nectriaceae.
AUGAUCCGUGGCCACGGCCGCGGUCCCGGUUCCCUCGGCUCUCGCUCCGGCGUCUCUUACAUGCCCCCCAUCGACGAGAACGAGGUCGCCUCUACACCUUCACCCAGCCCGCCCAAGACUCCUCUCCGAGUACCGCAAAAGUCGCCGCGGCGAGGAAUGCGGACUCACAACGGUCUCAACGGCGUGCUUCCGCCGCCGUACGUCCCACCUUAUAUACUCUCUGCCGGAUAUUCGCCCCCACACGUUCCGCCGACGCUGCAUCCUCCGCCGCCGAGCUAUAAGGAGGCUCAUGCGGUAAAGGGUAAACUCGUCGAGGGGGAUUCGCUUGGUGAGGAAGAGGGGGUUGUUCCACGAGGGCGAAUUUGUGGUGUUGAUAGGAGGAGAGUGUGUUGCUUGUUUGGUGUCGCCGUCGCCAUCAUGGCUAUCAUUGCCAUAGGACUUGGUAUUGGACUGACAGUUGGCUUGAAAGACAAACGUCAAGACUCAACCGAAGACAACUCCCCAUUGAAGGAUCCCAACUUCCCAGCCGGCUCUUUCUCCUUCAAGGCAAACCUCCAGAAGCCGUCAGCAGAAUGUACCUCGAAUCCAUCCACAUGGCGCUGCUACCCCUAUACAGAGGGUGAACCCGCAACCUUUUUCUGGAUCAUUACAUACGUCAACACCCAGUUCUACAAGAUCUCAUCCACCGACAACCCCUUUGCACCCUCCUUCACCAACCUCACCCUCGAGCUCCUAGACGAAAACACGCCCAAGGAGCGUCUUCUCUUCUCCUUCUCUAUGAACAAGACUGUCGUUCCGGAUAAUCAACUUUCGUCUAGUAACCGUGCUGCGCGGUGUACUUUUGACGACACACGCUUCGAGGCUACACUAUGGACACACAAGAGCAAAGGCCACAACAAUGACGACGACAAAUCCGAUAACAGCAAUUUUGUCGCCUGGCCUGGUGACGUCGAGGUUGUUCAGAGCAAGUCCUUCAAAAGUGGAUCGCCAAGAUGCGUGGACGAAGAUGAUGACAAGGUGGGCGACGUCAAGUCUCGUUCAGGGGCUUUCCACCACGCGCUUUUUACAGCACGUCGACAACAUUACAUGAACUAUUGGUAA